GUAUCCUGAUAUACGACCACAUCAUAACCAUCACAGAUGAAAUCACUUUCAUCUGGUGUCGUCCGAAAGCACUAUCUGCAAUAUUAUUUCUCGUCAAUCGCUAUGUCGCUCUGCUCGGCAAUGUCUAUAUGUUAUCUGUGUAUCUUCUGCCCAGUUCAAAUGAGGUUCUAUGGUUUUGUUAUACGCAUACCCAGCUGGCGGACUCAUAUCUUAUUUCUGCAGAGGUUUCAACUCUGAUUCUUCAAUAUGUGUUAUUUUGCUCAACAAAAUCCUAGUUGUCAGAGAUAUUUGAUAUCCAGAGACCUACUCUUUUUUUUCCAACAAAUCUUCGUUUGCCUUAUAUUGACUAUUCGCACUUAUGCUCUCUACUGCCGUAGCAAACGCCUCCUUACUUGGAUGAUAAUAAUUGUUUUUGCUCUUGGGGGAGUGACUGCGGGAACGUUCAGGCUAAGUUCAGACACAGCCGUGCCAGGAUCUAAUUGCUAUGAGUCAUAUUUAGAAGAGACAGCCGUCAGUCCUGGGCUGGGAUGGGUGACACUACUUGUCUAUGAAUUGCUCAUCUUUGCCCUCACAAUUUGCAGGAUAUGCAAAACUAGAAAACUAUCUCUGGCAGUAUCGAGGAGAAAUAUACUUGAUAUCAUGUUUCAAGAUGGCGCAAUGUAUUUCGCGGUGAUGACAUUGGUUAAUCUACCUAACAUUCUGACAUACUACUGUGGUUCAAAUACCACCAGAGGCAGUCUAGCUACAUUUACUAGCUGCAUGUCCGUGACUCUCAUCUCUCGGCUGAUGCUCAACCUGCACAAAUCUGUUGACGCGGGCAUCUUUACAACCCCCGUCCGAGAUGAUGACUACGACUCCGCUGUCCUUACCACCAGGAUCAACGUACAAUCCCGGGCCGCAAUCUCCUCUUGCGAUCGCUGCUAGGGUUAAUAUUAGAUUGUGUUUUUGGAUACAAAUAUUCUUAUCGGAAGUAGAAUAACAUCAGGGGAGUGCCCCGUUCAUACGGUAGACGGAACUACAAAUUUAAGAUCGCGCA
This is a messenger RNA of Suillus subaureus, 1036 nucleotides long. RefSeq lists its product as uncharacterized. The coding region runs from base 247 to 924 and encodes 225 amino acids. The transcript is spliced from 10 exons. The record is from RefSeq and is a predicted model, not a curated record. NCBI's taxonomy places the organism in Eukaryota, Fungi, Basidiomycota, Agaricomycetes, Boletales, Suillaceae.